Penicillium bovifimosum is the source of this 438-nucleotide messenger RNA. RefSeq lists its product as uncharacterized. Lineage: Eukaryota; Fungi; Ascomycota; Eurotiomycetes; Eurotiales; Aspergillaceae. Bases 1 to 438 code for a protein of 145 amino acids. The record is from RefSeq and is a predicted model, not a curated record. The transcript has a single exon.
AUGGCCACCGCCGAAAAGACCAAAGAGCAGCCCAAGAAGUUCCCCGUCCCGGAUGACCUCUCCUCAGGCGAAGACUAUGACAGCGCCGACGACUAUACCGACGAGGAAUCUGAAGAGGAGGUGCCACAGACCAAGGCCCAGAAGAAGCUACAACUCCAAAAACGGAAACAACCCGUGCAACAAGACGACGAAGAGACAGAUGAAGACGACUAUGGUUCAGACGAGUAUGAAUACUCCGACGAUGACGACGAAGCCUUCCAGCCUUACUCCAACCAAAACUCCGACUUCAAACCCAACGGCGGUAUGGACGUCCUCCACAAGGAGGAGAAGUCAAUGCUGGACGAGGAGGGCAUGAAGUUGAGAUUGGAACUGAAUCUGGAGAUCGAGGUCGAGCUGAAAGCACGUAUCCACGGAGAUCUCACAUUAGCUCUGAUGUAA